Molecule: messenger RNA, 1394 nt
Organism: Macrosteles quadrilineatus (aster leafhopper)
Lineage: Eukaryota; Metazoa; Arthropoda; Insecta; Hemiptera; Cicadellidae
Product: 5-hydroxytryptamine receptor 3A-like
Exons: 9
Coding region: 44-1333 (429 amino acids)
Biological process (GO): monoatomic ion transmembrane transport; chemical synaptic transmission; regulation of membrane potential
Cellular component (GO): synapse; neuron projection; membrane
Molecular function (GO): neurotransmitter receptor activity; extracellular ligand-gated monoatomic ion channel activity; transmembrane signaling receptor activity
Source: RefSeq, a predicted model, not a curated record
GUCUGUUGUCUAACGCUGCAGACUCCAGUGCCUCCUAAAUACUAUGUCCUGGAAAGUCUGCCUCAUCUUCUCUCUUCUUUUCAUAUCGUGCAGAUGUGGAGAACCGCUGGAUUGCGGGCACAAGGAGGAUGCUAAAACUACGAUGAUGAAACUGAAACUCUUUUUACUCUGUGGAUAUGACAAGUAUCUCCGUCCCGUUGAGUACCACACAAACAAAACCUCUGUGGGGAUAAUUGUUGCUCCUCGCAUAAUAGAUUUUGAUGAUGUUACCAGCACACUCCGUGUGAAAACUUGGCUAAGUUUGAACUGGAAGGAUUCUCAUCUCACGUGGGACAAGCUGCUCUAUGAUGGGAUUGAUCAGUUCACAUUGGACUCAAGUUUUAUUUGGGUGCCAGACCUUUCAGUCUACAAUGCCAAGGAUGAGACGGACACCUCCCUAGACCAACAAGUAUCUCCUGUGAUGAUUCACCACCACGGAGAGGUCUACGCCUUCAUGUCCCCUGUGUUAGCUGGGCACUGUGUGCCUAACUGGUCCAACUGGCCUUACGAUGUUCACCAGUGCACCUUGACUCUAGGAUCCAAGCGCUAUCUCGGAUCUACGGUGGACUUUACCUUUUUAAACAAAGAGGGGUUGUGGUUGAAGUAUCUUCUGCCUAAUAAUGAGUGGGAACUUAUCAAGACCAACACGACCCGCAACGAGACGGCCCUCGGACCCAAGAAUGAGACAGAUUCUUUGUUUCUGGUGUCGCUCAACUAUGACUUUACUUUGAGGAGACAUGCGUCUGUCUACGUAGCAACUUACCUCAUCCCUGGUCUAGUGAUGGUGAUGAUGUCACUGGCUCUUCUAUGGAUUCCCCCAAACAGAUCUGGUAGAAUGGCCAUUCUAUGUACUCUAGUAUUCCUUCAGUCAAUCAGUCUUCAAUAUCUAUCCUACAAGAUACCUGCCAAUGGAGACACAACACCUUAUCUUGUAUGUUUCUUCAGGGACUGUCUGUUCUUGACUGGUCUACUAGUGAUUCAGACAAUCGUCAAUCGGAGGUUGACUACUUGUACGUCAAACCCUUCAUAUUUGCAGAGUACUUUCAGAUUUGUGGCAAGCAACAAAUACCUACAGGUUUUACUCGUUAAUGAUUUAGAUCCAAAGAAUGCUGCUAAACUGAUGGACACAGGCAAUGACGAGGGGUCCACAUUGGUUGCAGCUGAUGAAAACGUCCAACAAUGGCAGAUGUUCGUCAACAUCAUCGACAGAGUGUGUUUUGUCCUCCUAGUCCCCAUCUACCUCCUCCUGUCAAUAAGCUUGAUGCCUGCAAAUUAUUCCUUCACUAAAAACUGAAACGGAUGUGAAAUUUAAACUUUUAUGUCAGCAAUAUUUGCUUUAGAAGUUAAAUUCGUUA